AUGGGCGACAACUUGACGAUAUUCGUAUCGACUGCGCGCCGCUCAAGAUGGGGCUGCCAGGCCUGCCGCAACCGCCGCAAGAAAUGCGACGAGGAGCGUCCCUCGUGCCAGGCCUGCAUCGACCGCCGGGUGCCCUGCGUGUACAGCGUCCCCAAGUCGCAGCGUCGCUCGACGUCCGCAUACGUCCCACUGCGACAGGCGUGUAGCCGUCGCCCCGUGAUCGACGACGACCCGGGCGCCGCCGCCAUCAUCAACGCGACGAACCAUCCGAGCGUCAUCCUCCCCGCGACACCGACGCCAACGACCAAGACGCUCAACGCUAGCGGUGGCAGUGGUAGUAGUAGUAGCGGCUUCGUCGCGCACUUCCACUCCAUCGUCGCGGGCCUCAUCUCCUUUGCCCCGUGCGGCGCGCAGAACCCCUUCUUCGCGCACGUCCUGCCGCUCGCCUCGGUGUCGACGCUCGUCCGCACCGCCGUCGAGGCCGUCGCCGCCGCCCAUCUCCAUGGCCUGGGCGUCGCCCCGCGACUGCGCGCCCAGUCGCUUCAGCUUGAUACGCUGCGCCAGCUGGCCGCCGGCUGCGUGCGCCGCGGCGGGGGCGAGAUUGGUGCGGACGCGCGGGAGCAGCUCGUCACGGCGAGCCUGCUGCUCAUCUACUACGAGGUCGUCCUGGGCAGCUCGGUCCGCGCCGCACGCUGCCAUCUUCGCGGGGCCAAAGCCAUCCUCGACACGGAUCCGUCCCUACUAGGCCACAGCCAAGGUCACGGCGGCGUACAGCAGCAGCAGCAUCAGCAGCCCAGUGCGCGGAUGCGCUUCCUAUGCAAGGUCUUUCUCUACUUUGACGUCAUGAUCGCGCUGUCGCUGCGCGAGGCGCCGCUGGGCCUGCGCCUUGCCUCCCCCAUCGACGCGGGCGGCGUUGUCGACGAGACGUUUGGCCUGACGGGGAGCCUCUGGCCCAUGAUGCAGCGGCUGGCGGAGCUCCUGGCGCGGCGCCAUCAGGGCGAGUGCGUCUCGCGCGAGGCCGAGGUGCUGGAGCAUGAGCUGCAGUCGUGGUCCAUCGAGAGCGCCGCCCCUAAUGAGCCGCCGUCAUCGUCAUCAUCACCAUCAUCAUUAUCAACAACAACAACGGCAGCAGCAGCAGCAUCAUCAUCAUCAUCUCCAGUGUCUUUAGCGUCGCCGCCGCCGCUGCCGCACCCAACACCCACCGGCGUAGACGCCGAGGCCAUGGUCCAGAUCGCUCAAACAUACAAGUACAGCUCCCUGCUGACGCUCUACUCGUCGACGCUGCUCGACGGCGGCUGCGCUAUUGCGUCCGGCGCCGCCCAGUCCUCCUCCCCGCCGCCAUCCCUCGUGCAACAAGAGACGUACCGCCGCGCCCUGGACAGCCUGCUGCGCGUGUGCGUGCUCUCGGGCACCAUGUCGACGCUGACCUGGCCGCUGUAUACGGUCGCGCUGCAGGCGCGCUCCGCGUCGGACCGGACGCUCGUCGAGCAGAUGUUUGCGCGCCUGCAGCAGCGGCAGCACAUGAGGGUCGUCGACGAUGCGAGGCGGAGCGCCGCGAAGCACUGGGGCCGGGCCGGGCAGCUCGUCGUCGACGACGACACGACUGUGGCAGCAGCACUCCAGGAAGCGGGCGGCGAUGCGGCGAUUCUGCUUGGUUGA
Molecule: messenger RNA, 1659 nt
Organism: Purpureocillium takamizusanense
Lineage: Eukaryota; Fungi; Ascomycota; Sordariomycetes; Hypocreales; Ophiocordycipitaceae
Exons: 4
Coding region: 1-1659 (552 amino acids)
Biological process (GO): positive regulation of transcription by RNA polymerase II
Cellular component (GO): nucleus
Molecular function (GO): DNA-binding transcription factor activity, RNA polymerase II-specific; transcription cis-regulatory region binding; zinc ion binding
Source: RefSeq, a predicted model, not a curated record